CUGAAAUUCAUUGAACUUUAUUUUUCCAUCUUAGAAGGACACAAGAAAGCCAUCAGCCAUGGGUGAUGGGGAGAUGGCUGUGUUUGGGGAUGCUGCCCAAUACCUCCGAAAGUCAGAUAAGGAGAGGAUUGCAGAUCAGACCCGCCCCUUUGAAGCCAAAACAAAUGUCUUUGUGAUUGACCCCAAGCAAAUGUACGUCAAAGGCGUUGUCACCGCCAGAGAAGGUGGAAAGGUCACCGUAAAGAAAGAAGACAUGUCCAGUGCAACAGUGAAGGAAGAUGAAAUUUUCCCCAUGAACCCUCCAAAGUACGACAAGAUUGAAGACAUGGCCAUGAUGACCCACUUGAACGAACCAUCUGUCCUGUUUAACCUCAAAGAGCGUUAUGCAGCCUGGAUGAUCUACACCUACUCUGGCCUUUUCUGCGCCACAGUCAACCCCUACAAGUGGCUGCCAGUGUAUGACCCCAAGGUGGUUGCUGGCUACAGAGGAAAGAAGCGUCAGGAGGCCCCACCACACAUCUUCUCCAUCUCUGAUAACGCCUAUCAGGCCAUGUUGACUGAUCGUGAAAACCAGUCUGUUCUGAUUACUGGAGAAUCUGGUGCCGGAAAGACUGUCAACACGAAACGUGUAAUCCAGUACUUUGCAACAAUUGCAGCUAUUGGUGAGAAAAAGAAGGACGAGCCACAACAAACUGGAAAAAUCCAGGGAAAUCUGGAGGAUCAAAUCAUCCAGGCCAACCCACUGCUGGAGGCCUUUGGUAAUGCUAAGACUGUGAGGAAUGACAACUCUUCCCGUUUUGGUAAAUUCAUCAGAAUCCACUUUGGGACCACAGGAAAACUGUCCUCUGCUGAUAUUGAGACAUAUCUACUGGAAAAAUCCAGAGUAACAUUCCAGUUGUCUGCUGAGAGGAGCUACCACAUUUUCUACCAGAUCAUGUCCAACAAGAGGCCAGAACUGAUCGACAUGCUUCUGAUUACCACCAACCCCUAUGACUUCCACUUUGUCAGCCAAGGUGAGAUCACCGUGGCCAGCAUAGACGAUCAAGAAGAAUUAAUGGCCACCGAUAGUGCCAUUGACAUCCUGGGCUUCAACUCAGACGAGAAGAACGGUAUUUACAAAAUGACCGGCGCUGUGAUGCACUACGGUAACAUGAAGUUCAAGCAGAAGCAAAGAGAGGAGCAGGCUGAGCCCGACGGCACAGAAGGUGAGAAAUUUGAAUAUUACUAUUCUUCAGAGGCUGACAAAAUUGCCUAUCUAAUGGGCCUCAACUCAGCUGAUCUCCUGAAAGCUCUGUGCUACCCCAGGGUCAAAGUCGGAAAUGAAUUUGUCACCAAAGGCCAAACUGUCCAGCAGGUAUACAACAAUGUCGGUGCCCUGGCCAAGUCUGUCUUUGAGAAGAUGUUCUUGUGGAUGGUCAUUCGUAUCAACCAGCAGCUGGACACCAAACAAGCAAGGCAGCACUAUAUUGGCGUCUUGGAUAUUGCCGGCUUUGAGAUCUUUGAUUACAACAGCUUGGAGCAGCUUUGUAUCAACUUCACCAAUGAGAAACUGCAACAGUUCUUUAACCACCACAUGUUUGUGCUGGAACAAGAAGAGUACAAGAAGGAAGGCAUUGACUGGGAGUUCAUUGACUUUGGCAUGGACUUGGCUGCCUGCAUUGAGCUUAUUGAAAAGCCUAUGGGUAUCUUCUCCAUCCUUGAAGAGGAGUGCAUGUUCCCCAAGGCAACAGACACUUCCUUCACCAACAAGCUGUAUGACCAACAUUUGGGCAAGUCCAACAACUUCCAAAAACCCAAACCUGGCAAAGGCAAAGCUGACGCUCACUUCUCCCUGGUCCACUAUGCUGGAACUGUGGAUUACAACAUCAGUGGCUGGCUGGACAAGAAUAAGGAUCCAUUGAAUGAUAGUGUCAUUCAGCUUUACCAGAAGUCUUCAGUAAAACUCUUAUCCUUCCUGUAUACUGGCCAUAAUGUUGAAUCAGACAGUGGAAAGAAGGGUGGCAAGAAGAAGGGUUCCUCUUUCCAGACUGUGUCUGCUCUUUUCAGGGAGAAUUUGAACAAAUUGAUGUCAAACUUGAGGAGCACUCACCCUCACUUUGUGCGCUGCUUGAUCCCCAAUGAAACCAAGACCCCAGGUGUUAUGGAUCAUUAUUUGGUCAUGCACCAGCUCAGGUGUAACGGUGUGCUGGAGGGCAUCAGGAUCUGCAGGAAAGGCUUCCCCAGCAGAAUCAUCUACGGUGACUUCAAACAACGUUACAAGGUCCUGAAUGCAAGUGCCAUCCCAGACGGCCAGUUUAUUGACAGCAAAAAGGCUUCUGAGAAGCUUCUUGGAUCCAUUGAUGUUGACCAUACACAGUACAAAUUUGGACACACUAAGGUGUUCUUUAAAGCUGGUCUGCUGGGUACUCUUGAGGAGAUGCGAGAUGAUAAGUUGGCACAACUGAUUACUGCUACUCAGGCCAUUUGCAGAGGAUAUCUCAUGAGGGUCGAGUUCAGGAGGAUGAUGGAGAGGAGAGAGUCCAUCUUCUCCAUCCAGUACAAUGUCCGCUCCUUCAUGAAUGUCAAGCAUUGGCCAUGGAUGAAACUCUACUUCAAGAUCAAGCCUUUGCUGAAGAGCGCUGAAUCUGAGAAGGAAAUGGCCAACAUGAAGGAAGAGUUUGAGAAGACAAAGGAGGCUCUGAUUAAGUCAGAGGCAAAAAAGAAGGAGCUUGAAGAGAAAAUGGUAGCCAUCAUGCAAGAGAAGAAUGACCUGCAGCUCCAAGUUGCAUCUGAAUGUGAGGGCCUAGCAGAUGCAGAGGAAAGGUGUGAGGGUCUCAUCAAAGCCAAGAUUCAACUGGAGGCCAAAAUCAAGGAGGCCAAUGAGAGGCUAGAAGAUGAAGAAGAAUCAAAUGCAGAGCUGACUGCCAAAAAGAGGAAACUUGAAGAUGAGUGUUCUGAGCUGAAAAAGGACAUUGAUGAUCUUGAGCUGACUUUGGCCAAAGUAGAGAAAGAGAAGCAUGCUACAGAAAACAAGGUUAAGAACCUCACUGAAGAAAUGGCUGUUCUUGAUGAAAACAUUGCCAAACUUUCUAAAGAAAAGAAAGCCCUUCAAGAAGCCCAUCAACAAACUCUGGAUGAUCUUCAAGCAGAAGAGGACAAGGUCAACACUCUGACCAAGGCCAAGACCAAGCUGGAGCAGCAAGUAGACGAUCUGGAGGGAUCUCUUGAACAAGAGAAGAAGCUCCGCAUGGACAUGGAGAGAGCAAAGAGGAAGCUGGAGGGUGAUCUGAAGUUGUCUCAGGAAUCAACAUUGGACCUGGAAAAUGACAGGCAACAGCUGGAUGAAAAAGUUAAAAAGAAGGAAUUUGAAAUUAGCCAGCUUCAAAGUAAAAUUGAAGAUGAGCAGGCCUUGGGUGCACAAUUGCAGAAAAAAAUCAAAGAGCUUCAGGCCCGCAUUGAGGAACUUGAAGAAGAAAUAGAGGCAGAGAGAGCAGCUCGUGCCAAGGCUGAGAAACAACGCUCAGACCUUUCCAGAGAGCUUGAAGAGAUCAGCGAGCGUCUGGAGGAAGCUGGAGGGGCAACAUCUGCUCAGAUUGAAAUGAACAAGAAACGUGAAGCAGAAUUCCAGAAAAUGAGACGAGACCUGGAGGAGGCCACCUUGCAGCAUGAAGCCACCGCUUCAGCAUUUAGGAAGAAGCACGCUGAUAGUGUAGCUGAACUUGGAGAACAAAUAGACAACCUUCAAAGAGUCAAGCAGAAAUUGGAAAAGGAGAAGAGUGAGCUGAAGAUGGAGAUUGAUGACCUUGCCAGCAACAUGGAUACUGUCUCUAAGUCUAAGGCCAACUUAGAGAAGAUGUGCAGAACUCUUGAGGACCAAUACAGUGAAACUAAAACCAAAGAAGAGGAGCAUCAGAGAGUAAUUAAUGACUUGAAUGCUCAAAGAGCACGUCUUCAUACAGAAAAUGGUGAAUUUGGCCGUCAACUAGAGGAAAAAGAAGCUCUUGUCUCUCAACUCUCUAGAGGAAAACAAGCCUUCACCCAACAAACGGAGGAGCUGAAGAGGCAGCUUGAGGAGGAGACCAAGGCCAAGAAUGCACUCGCUCAUGCACUCCAGUCUGCCCGCCACGACUGUGACCUUCUCAGGGAGCAAUAUGAAGAGGAACAGGAAGCCAAGGGUGAACUUCAGCGUUCACUUUCCAAAGCCAACAGUGAGGUUUCUACAUGGAGGACAAAAUAUGAGACAGAUGCCAUCCAGCGCACAGAGGAACUGGAAGAGGCCAAGAAGAAGCUGGCCCAGCGUCUGCAGGAGGCUGAGGAACAAAUUGAGGCUGUCAACUCUAAAUGUGCUUCUCUGGAAAAGACCAAACAGAGACUACAAUGUGAAGUAGAGGAUCUCAUGGUUGAUGUAGAACGUUCCAACUCAGCAUGUAACGCUCUGGAUAAGAAGCAAAGGAACUUUGACAAGGUCCUGUCUGAAUGGAAGCAGAAGUUUGAGGAGGCCCAGGCUGAACUUGAAGCUUCUCAAAAGGAAGCUAGAGGUCUCAGCACAGAAGUUUUCAAGAUGAAGAACUCCUAUGAGGAAGCACUCGACCAGCUUGAGACACUGAAGAGGGAAAACAAGAACCUCCAACAGGAGAUCUCAGAUCUGACAGAGCAAGUUGCCGAGUCUGGAAAGAGCAUCCAUGAGAUUGAGAAAGCCAAGAAACAGGUUGAGCAGGAAAAAUCUGACCUGCAAUCAGCACUGGAAGAAGCUGAGGGAUCUCUGGAACAUGAAGAGGCCAAGAUCCUUCGUGUACAGCUUGAAUUGAACCAGGUGAAGUCUGAGGUUGACAGAAAGGUGGCUGAAAAGGAUGAAGAGAUUGAACAGAUCAAGAGAAAUAGCACAAGGGCACUGGAGUCCAUGCAGACUUCCCUAGAUUCUGAGGUCAGAAGCAGGAAUGAUGCGCUGAGAAUUAAGAAGAAGAUGGAGGGAGAUCUCAAUGAGAUGGAGAUCCAACUGAGCCAUGCCAACCGACAGGCAGCUGAGGCCCAGAAACAGCUCAGGAACAUCCAGGGACAAUUCAAGGAUGCCCAACUGCAUCUUGAUGAUGCUAUUAGAGGAAAUGAUGACCUUAAGGAACAGCUGGCUAUUGUGGAGAGGAGAAACAAUCUCAUGCAAGCAGAAGUUGAAGAGAUGAGGUCUGCCCUGGAACAGACAGAGCGUGGUCGCAAAGUGGCUGAGCAAGAGCUGCUCGAUGUCACCGAACGUGUCCAACUUCUACAUACACAGAACACCAGUCUGAUCAACACUAAGAAGAAGCUUGAAGCUGAUGUUUCUCAGUUCCAAAGUGAAAUGGAUGAAGCUAUCCAAGAAUGCAGAAAUGCAGAUGACAAAGCUAAGAAGGCAAUCACAGAUGCAGCCAUGAUGGCUGAAGAGCUGAAGAAGGAGCAGGACACCAGCGCUCACCUCGAGAGGAUGAAGAAGAACCUUGAACAGACUGUGAAGGAUCUUCAACAUCGCCUGGAUGAGGCCGAGCAACUGGCAAUGAAAGGUGGCAAGAAGCAAUUGCAGAAACUGGAGAGCAGGGUGCGUGAACUUGAAAAUGAGCUUGAAGCUGAACAAAAACGAGGCUCUGAUGCCAUCAAGGGUGUACGCAAGUAUGAGAGGAGAGUCAAGGAACUGUCUUACCAGACUGAGGAGGACAAGAAGAAUGUGUUCAGGCUUCAGGACCUGGUAGACAAACUGCAGCUGAAGGUCAAAGCCUACAAGAGACAGGCUGAGGAAUCUGAGGAACAAGCCAAUACACAUAUGUCCAGGUUCAGGAAGACCCAGCAUGAGCUGGAAGAGGCUGAAGAGCGCGCUGACAUUGCUGAGUCCCAGGUCAACAAACUGAGAGUCAAGAGCCGGGAAAUUGGCAAGGCAAGUAGAGUUGUCUUACAGAAGGCAGAAGAAUGUUUUGAUGCCAAGUUUGGAACGCAGUUCUUCGUCUUCGCCUGGAACCUGGAUGCCUUUACAGAUCCAUCAGCAGGAUUCCUUACUGACUAUCUGAUGACCUGUUUGACCCUUGGAAAAUUGUUGAAGGGAAUGGUGGGGGACAGAUCUCCAGAUUCUGAGACGGAGAAUGAUCUCCCUGCAAGAAAGCCAUCAGCCAUGGGUGAUGGGGAGAUGGCUGUGUUUGGGGAGGCUGCCCAAUACCUCCGAAAGUCAGAUAAGGAGAGGAUUGCGGAUCAGACCCGUCCCUUUGAUGCCAAAACAAAUGUCUUUGUGAUUGACCCCAAGCAAAUGUACGUCAAAGGCGUUGUCACCGGCAGAGAAGCUGGAAAGGUCACCGUAAAGAAAGAAGACAUGUCCAGUGCAACAGUGAAGGAAGAUGAAAUUUUCCCCAUGAACCCUCCAAAGUACGACAAGAUUGAAGACAUGGCCAUGAUGACCCACUUGAACGAACCAUCUGUCCUGUUUAACCUCAAAGAGCGUUAUGCAGCCUGGAUGAUCUACACCUACUCUGGCCUUUUCUGCGCCACAGUCAACCCCUACAAGUGGCUGCCAGUGUAUGACCCCAAGGUGGUUGCUGGCUACAGAGGAAAGAAGCGUCAGGAGGCCCCACCACACAUCUUCUCCAUCUCUGAUAACGCCUAUCAGGCCAUGUUGACUGAUCGUGAAAACCAGUCUGUUCUGAUUACUGGAGAAUCUGGUGCCGGAAAGACUGUCAACACGAAACGUGUAAUCCAGUACUUUGCAACAAUUGCAGCUAUUGGUGACAAAAAGAAGGAAGAGCCACAACAAACUGGAAAAAUCCAGGGGAAUCUGGAGGAUCAAAUCAUCCAGGCUAACCCGCUGCUGGAGGCCUUUGGUAAUGCUAAGACUGUGAGGAAUGACAACUCUUCCCGUUUUGGUAAAUUCAUCAGAAUCCACUUUGGGACCACAGGAAAACUGUCCUCUGCUGAUAUUGAGACAUAUCUACUGGAAAAAUCCAGAGUAACAUUCCAGUUGUCUGCUGAGAGGAGUUACCACAUUUUCUACCAGAUCAUGUCCAACAAGAAGCCAGAACUGAUUGACAUGCUUCUGAUUACCACCAACCCCUAUGACUUCACCUUUGUCAGCCAAGGUGAGAUCACCGUGGCCAGUAUCGAUGAUCAAGAAGAAUUAAUGGCCACCGAUAGUGCCAUUGACAUCCUGGGCUUCAACGCAGACGAGAAGAUUGGUAUUUACAAAAUGACCGGCGCUGUGAUGCACUACGGUAACAUGAAGUUCAAGCAGAAGCAAAGAGAGGAGCAGGCUGAGCCCGACGGCACAGAAGAGGCUGACAAGAUUGCCUAUCUAAUGGGCCUCAACUCAGCUGAUCUCCUGAAAGCUCUGUGCUACCCCAGGGUCAAAGUCGGAAAUGAAUUUGUCACCAAAGGUCAAACUGUCCAGCAGGUAUACAACAAUGUCGGUGCCCUGGCCAAGUCUGUCUUUGAGAAGAUGUUCUUGUGGAUGGUCAUUCGUAUCAACCAGCAGCUGGACACCAAACAAGCAAGGCAGCACUAUAUUGGCGUCUUGGAUAUUGCCGGCUUUGAGAUCUUUGAUUACAACAGCUUGGAGCAGCUUUGUAUCAACUUCACCAAUGAGAAACUGCAACAGUUCUUUAACCACCACAUGUUUGUGCUGGAACAAGAAGAGUACAAGAAGGAAGGCAUUGACUGGGAGUUCAUUGACUUUGGCAUGGACUUGGCUGCCUGCAUUGAGCUUAUUGAAAAGCCUAUGGGUAUCUUCUCCAUCCUGGAAGAGGAGUGCAUGUUCCCCAAGGCAACAGACACUUCCUUCACCAACAAGCUGUAUGACCAACAUUUGGGCAAGUCCAACAACUUCCAAAAACCCAAACCUGGCAAAGGCAAAGCUGACGCUCACUUCUCCCUGGUCCACUAUGCUGGAACUGUGGAUUACAACAUCAGUGGCUGGCUGGACAAGAAUAAGGAUCCAUUGAAUGAGAGUGUCAUUCAGCUUUACCAGAAGUCUUCAGUAAAACUCUUAUCCUUCCUGUAUACUGGCCAUAAUGUUGAAUCAGACUCCGGUGGAAAGAAGGGUGGCAAGAAGAAGGGUUCCUCUUUCCAGACUGUGUCUGCUCUUUUCAGGGAGAAUUUGAACAAAUUGAUGUCAAACUUGAGGAGCACUCACCCUCACUUUGUGCGCUGCUUGAUCCCCAAUGAAACCAAGACCCCAGGUAUUAUGGAUCAUUAUUUGGUCAUGCACCAGCUCAGGUGUAACGGUGUGCUGGAGGGCAUCAGGAUCUGCAGGAAAGGCUUCCCUAGCAGAAUCAUCUAUGGUGACUUCAAACAACGUUACAAGGUCCUGAAUGCAAGUGCCAUCCCAGACGGCCAGUUUAUUGACAGCAAAAAGGCUUCUGAGAAGCUUCUUGGAUCCAUUGAUGUUGACCACACACAGUACAAAUUUGGACACACUAAGGUGUUCUUUAAAGCUGGUCUGCUGGGUGUCCUUGAGGAGAUGCGAGAUGAUAAGUUGGCACAACUGAUUACUGCUACUCAGGCCAUUUGCAGAGGAUAUCUCAUGAGGGUCGAGUUCAAGAGAAUGAUGGAGAGGAGAGAGUCCAUCUUCUCCAUCCAGUACAAUGUCCGCUCCUUCAUGAAUGUCAAGCAUUGGCCAUGGAUGAAACUCUACUUCAAGAUCAAGCCUUUGCUGAAGAGCGCUGAAUCUGAGAAGGAAAUGGCCAACAUGAAGGAAGAGUUUGAGAAGACAAAGGAGGCUCUGAUCAAGUCAGAGGCAAAAAAGAAGGAGCUUGAAGAGAAAAUGGUAGCCAUCAUGCAAGAGAAGAAUGACCUGCAGCUCCAAGUUGCAUCUGAAUGUGAGGGCUUAGCAGAUGCAGAGGAAAGGUGUGAGGGUCUCAUCAAAGCCAAGAUUCAACUGGAGGCCAAAAUCAAGGAGGCCAAUGAGAGGCUAGAAGAUGAAGAAGAAUCAAAUGCAGAGCUGACUGCCAAAAAGAGGAAACUUGAAGAUGAGUGUUCUGAGCUGAAAAAGGACAUUGAUGAUCUUGAGCUGACUUUGGCCAAAGUAGAGAAAGAGAAGCAUGCUACAGAAAACAAGGUUAAGAACCUCACUGAAGAAAUGGCUGUUCUUGAUGAGAACAUUGCCAAACUUUCUAAAGAAAAGAAAGCCCUUCAAGAAGCCCAUCAACAAACUCUGGAUGAUCUGCAAGCAGAAGAGGACAAGGUCAACACUCUGACCAAGGCCAAGACCAAGCUGGAGCAGCAAGUAGACGAUCUGGAGGGAUCUCUUGAACAAGAGAAGAAGCUCCGCAUGGACAUGGAGAGAGCAAAGAGGAAGCUGGAGGGUGAUCUGAAGUUGUCUCAGGAAUCAACAAUGGACCUGGAAAAUGACAGGCAACAGCUGGAUGAAAAAGUUAAAAAGAAGGAAUUUGAAAUUAGCCAGCUUCAAAGUAAAAUUGAAGAUGAGCAGGCCUUGGGUGCACAAUUGCAGAAAAAAAUCAAAGAGCUUCAGGCCCGCAUUGAGGAACUUGAGGAGGAAAUAGAGGCAGAGAGAGCAGCUCGUGCCAAGGCUGAGAAACAACGCUCAGACCUUUCCAGAGAGCUUGAAGAGAUCAGCGAGCGUCUGGAGGAAGCUGGUGGGGCAACAUCUGCUCAGAUUGAAAUGAACAAGAAACGUGAAGCAGAAUUCCAGAAAAUGAGACGAGACCUGGAGGAGGCCACCUUGCAGCAUGAAGCCACCGCUUCAGCACUUAGGAAGAAGCACGCUGAUAGUGUAGCUGAACUUGGAGAACAAAUAGACAACCUUCAAAGAGUAAAACAGAAAUUGGAAAAGGAGAAGAGUGAGCUGAAGAUGGAGAUUGAUGACCUUGCCAGCAACAUGGAUACUGUCUCUAAGUCCAAGGCCAACUUAGAGAAGAUGUGCAGAACUCUUGAGGACCAAUACAGUGAAACUAAAACCAAAGAAGAUGAGCAUCAGAGAAUAAUUAAUGACCUGAAUGCUCAAAAAGCACGUCUUCAUACAGAAAAUGGUGAAUUUGGCCGUCAGCUGGAGGAAAAAGAAUCUCUGGUCUCUCAACUCUCUAGAGGAAAACAAGCCUUCACCCAACAAACCGAGGAGCUGAAGAGGCAGCUUGAGGAGGAGACCAAGGCCAAGAAUGCCCUCGCUCAUGCACUUCAGUCUGCCCGCCACGACUGUGACCUUCUCAGAGAGCAAUUUGAAGAGGAACAGGAAGCCAAGGGUGAACUUCAGCGUUCACUCUCCAAAGCCAACAGUGAGGUUUCUACAUGGAGGACAAAAUAUGAGACAGAUGCCAUCCAGCGCACAGAGGAACUAGAAGAGGCCAAGAAGAAGCUGGCCCAGCGUCUGCAGGAGGCUGAAGAACAAAUUGAGGCUGUCAACUCUAAAUGUGCUUCUCUGGAAAAGACCAAACAGAGACUACAAUGUGAAGUAGAGGAUCUCAUGGUGGACGUAGAACGUUCCAACUCAGCAUGUGCCGCUCUGGAUAAGAAGCAAAGGAACUUUGACAAGGUCCUGUCUGAAUGGAAGCAGAAGUUUGAGGAGGCCCAGGCUGAACUUGAAGCUGCUCAAAAGGAAUCUAGAGGUCUCAGCACAGAAGUUUUCAAGAUGAAGAACUCCUAUGAGGAAGCACUCGACCAGCUUGAGACACUGAAGAGGGAAAACAAGAACCUCCAACAGGAGAUCUCAGACCUGACAGAGCAAGUUGCCGAGUCUGGAAAGAGCAUCCAUGAGAUUGAGAAAGCCAAGAAACAGAUUGAGCAGGAAAAAUCUGACCUGCAAUCAGCACUGGAAGAAGCUGAGGGAUCUCUGGAACAUGAAGAGGCCAAGAUCCUUCGUGUACAGCUUGAAUUGAACCAAGUGAAGUCUGAGGUUGACAGAAAGGUGGCUGAAAAGGAUGAAGAGAUUGAACAGCUCAAGAGAAAUAGCCAGAGGGCCCUGGAGUCCAUGCAGACUUCCCUAGAUUCUGAGGUCAGGAGCAGGAAUGAUGCACUGAGACUUAAGAAGAAGAUGGAGGGAGAUCUCAAUGAGAUGGAGAUCCAACUAAGCCAUGCCAACCGACAGGCAGCUGAGGCCCAGAAACAGCUCAGGAACGUCCAGGGACAACUCAAGGAUGCCCAACUGCAUCUUGAUGAUGCUAUUAGAGGAAAUGAUGACCUUAAGGAACAGCUGGCUAUUGUGGAGAGGAGAAACAAUCUCAUGCAAGCAGAAAUUGAAGAGAUGAGGUCUGCCCUGGAACAGACAGAGCGUGGUCGCAAAGUGGCUGAGCAAGAGCUGCUCGAUGUCACUGAACGUGUCCAACUUCUACAUACACAGAACACCAGUCUGAUCAACACUAAGAAGAAGCUUGAAGCUGAUGUUUCUCAGUUCCAAAGUGAAGUGGAUGAAGCUAUCCAAGAAUGCAGAAAUGCAGAUGACAAAGCUAAGAAGGCAAUCACAGAUGCAGCCAUGAUGGCUGAAGAGCUGAAGAAGGAGCAGGACACCAGCGCUCACCUCGAGAGGAUGAAGAAGAACCUUGAACAGACUGUGAAGGAUCUUCAACAUCGCCUGGAUGAGGCCGAGCAACUGGCAAUGAAAGGUGGCAAGAAGCAAUUGCAGAAACUGGAGAGCAGGGUGCGUGAACUUGAAAAUGAGCUUGAAGCUGAACAAAAACGAGGCUCUGAUGCCAUCAAGGGUGUACGCAAGUAUGAGAGGAGAGUCAAGGAACUGUCUUACCAGACUGAGGAGGACAAGAAGAAUGUGUUCAGGCUUCAGGACCUGGUAGACAAACUGCAGCUGAAGGUCAAAGCCUACAAGAGACAGGCUGAGGAAUCUGAGGAACAAGCCAAUGUACAUAUGUCCAGGUUCAGGAAAACCCAGCAUGAGCUGGAAGAGGCUGAAGAGCGCGCUGACAUUGCUGAGUCCCAGGUCAACAAACUGAGAGUCAAGAGCCGGGAAAUCGGCAAGAAGGCAGAAGAGUAAAGAAACGGACCGAAAAGAAGAUAUUUACAAAGGAUGUUCAUAAAAUAUGAGCUGUGUUUGUAAAUAUGAAACCCACUUUAUAGUAUUCUUAUGCUCUAGAUGCAAAUAAAAAAUUAGUCAGUA
This is a messenger RNA of Rana temporaria (common frog), 12040 nucleotides long. RefSeq lists its product as uncharacterized. Gene Ontology annotation, molecular function: actin filament binding; cytoskeletal motor activity; ATP binding. The record is from RefSeq and is a predicted model, not a curated record. Gene Ontology annotation, cellular component: myosin complex. Bases 59 to 11917 code for a protein of 3952 amino acids. The transcript has 81 exons. Lineage: Eukaryota; Metazoa; Chordata; Amphibia; Anura; Ranidae.